Messenger RNA from Ananas comosus (pineapple), 757 nucleotides. RefSeq names its product snakin-2-like. The transcript has 2 exons. The coding region runs from base 122 to 325 and encodes 67 amino acids. NCBI's taxonomy places the organism in Eukaryota, Viridiplantae, Streptophyta, Magnoliopsida, Poales, Bromeliaceae. The record is from RefSeq and is a predicted model, not a curated record.
GUUCUACAGAGGCAUAGAUCAAAUUUUAUCUUUUUUUUUUUCUAAUACUUAUUUGCUAACUACUUAAGUUUAUUAUUGUUUUUAACAUUUUUUUUUUUUUUUUGGUUACUAUCUGCAGUUGAUGAAUGAAGGGUCUGCAAUAGAUUGCGGAGGGGCAUGCGCGGAGAGAUGCAAGGAAUCGUCGAGGCCGAACCUGUGCAAGAGGGCCUGUGGGACGUGCUGCAGGCGGUGCAGCUGCGUGCCGCCGGGCACGUAUGGCAACUACGAGGUCUGCCCUUGCUAUGCCGCCAUCACCACGCGCGGUGGACGGAAGAAAUGCCCUUGAGUGGCAGUUCAUAGUCUCGCGUUCGUCGUGUGUGCUUGUAAGGAUGUAAUGCGGUCGUCAACUCAGUAAUUUUUUUAAAAAAAAUUUUAAAGCGUUUUUAAAUUUUUUUGGACCUUUUAAGCAUUAAAGACGCGUAAUCGGGCCAACGCAGUUCAUGGACUGGGCCAGAACUUUAUUGGGCUCAAUUCCUACCCAAGUUUAAUUACUGGGUUUUUAAUUUAAAAACGGCCGAAUUUCGAAUCGAGCCCAAUCCACUUUGGUUUGUAGACCGAAUUCUAAGGCCCAUAACUGGCCCAAUCUAGUUUGUAGCAGUUCAUAGUCUCGCGUCUUGUUGUGUUAACUAGUACAAAUAUUAUUAUGCUUGAUGUGUGCUUGUUAUGUAAUAUCAAUAAUUGGCCUUUAAUAAGCAUUAAUAAAUACGUUUAUUAAAUU